AUGAGUACGAUCCAGCUGUUAACAACAGAUCUACUUAAUUUAAGUUCUGAGUCUAAAAGAAAAAGUUCAGAGGUUAGGCAAAGUUGUGAUGUAGCGUUACUUAAGUUGAAAGAGCUUCCUGGCCUGGCCAAUGCCAAAGACUACUUGAGUGACAUCGAUAUGAAACAAAAAAUAGUUCAACCGUGCUUAAUAGCUUGUACCUCAGGUAAUGUUAAAUUAGCCACAAUAUCGAUACCGAUCCUUCAGAAGCUAAUUGUUACAGAACUAAUACCUGUGAGUAGUUUGGGUGAAUUAAUGGAGGCAUUGAAGGAAGCUACACACUUAGCUAUCGACAUUCAAUUGAAAAUUUUACAAUGCCUACCGGCUUUAAUGCAAAACUAUGAAUCUGAUAUGCGAGGGGAUCUUUUGAUUGAGUUAUUGGGAAUAUGCACCAGCUUAACUGCAAAUAAUAAGUCGACAGUUGUCAUAAAUACGGCAUCGGCAACUUUACAACAGCUUUUUGGAAAUAUUUAUGAUAAAUUGAAAACAUCGAAGGAGAAAAAAGGUAACAACGAAAUAAAGAUAGACAGUGAUGAAAUUGUGCUUGUUGAUGAUAAUUCACUAGAAGCCUUCAAUAUUUUUAAAGACCUCACGAGAUUGAUUGAAAACGACGAGGUACCAUAUUUUAAAAAUGAGAUUCACAUAAGGGUUCUGUCAGUGUUGGAAAUCAUUGAAAACAUAUUAAUAAUCCAUUACCAAAUAUUUCGUACCCAUCAGGAAUUGGCAUACUUGCUAAGGGUGAAAGUUGUCCCAGCGUUACUCAGAAUACUAUACUCUCCAGAUAAAAACUUUGCUUUAACAACAAGAGCUAUUAGAAUCAUUCAAGUUCUACUUUCUACUCAACUUGAAAAUUUAGAAAUAGAAAGUGAACUUAUUUUGUCAUUUUUAAACCACAUUUUAAUCGGUAAUGAAGCUAACGAGGAACAUUCUGAUCAGACAAACUGGGAGAAAAUGCUAGUCUUGGAAAUGUUUAAGAACAUCUUUGCGAACUUUGAUAUUGUUAAGUCUAUAUUUGAGAAAUUCGAUAGUAACCCGAGAAAGAAAAAUGUUGUUAAGGAAUUGUUAUCCAUAUUUUGUAACUAUAUACCCCGGAAUGCCCCUACCAUUAAUGAGAUUAUUGAAUUUCCUCCCCGAUUUAACCCUUCGCCGUCACAGGGUCAGCUGCUAACUCCUGUUGUGUUAUCGAAAUCCUCCUCUAUCAUGAAGAGUCCUUUACUAGAUCACUUGGAUAAAACGGAGGCACCGACUCUGUUUCCUAUAACAUAUCCAAUCUACUGCAUCUUUAACAUUCUAUUGGAAUAUGCAGAUGGUACGGCAAAAUUUGUUCAAGGUUUAUCAGGCGAUGCAAAUCCUGAAAACAUUGAAUCUGAAGUUGAGUUUAUCAACGUAUUUAUUGAAACAAGCUUCAAUGAAAUUUCUUCAAUAUACCACACUUUCCUUUACUUACAGAUGGAUAAUGACUGUUUCCAUUUGUUAAUAAGAUCUCUUCAAAAAUAUACCCAUACAACAGGAUUAUUAGGUGCUUCAUCGCUUAGAGAUGAUCUUUUAACGAUGUUAUCUGCGGCCAUUGUCAAGAACUCAAGAGACCAUGAUAACCGCCGCCCAAUCCUGAUGCCAAAUAACCAUUAUGCUGCUUCCUCAAUUCAAGAGCAAGGUAAACAAUUACUUGCAUUCGGCGAAUCAAUAGUAGAAUCAUUCAGUUCCAAUCGUCCCUCAACUUCAAGUGAGGGUCCAUCUUCUCAGUCAACCACCGAUUUGAUAUCUUAUUCUCGUUACUUCAAUUCGAGGCAGGUGACUUGCUUGAGAGCUCUUAUAAAUUUAGCGGUUUCUUUGGGUUCGACAUUACAAAAGUCAUGGCGUAUAAUCUGGUUGACACUUCAAUGGAGCGACUAUUAUAUCAAAGGUCCAGAUCAAUUUAGUUCGAGCAAGGUGUUCAAAGGUCUAACUGGUGACAUGCUACCAAGAAUAACAAGUCAAGACGAAUCCAACAUUCAGGUUUCAGAGAAAAAAUUCUUCGAAAGUGUUAAUAAGUAUCCCAAGAGACCCUUUCAAGAUUUAUUACAAUCUUUGAUAGAACUAUCUCAGGACCUGUUAGAGGAAUCUGAAAAUAGCCCUAACAACAAUAACCUCGAAAAUUUGGACGAGAAGUAUACUAGACUAUGUCCUUAUAACAAAGUAUUUUUUUUGACUAAAAUUCAGCAAAUAUGUGAUAUCAAUUUGCUUAAAUUUUUCAUUGAAUAUGAUGAACCAUGGUUCUUGAUUUCAGAUUACUUUAUAAGACUUGGUAACAAUAGGUCCAUUCAAUACAACUUAAGGAUUCAUAUUACUAAAACUUAUGCUCAACUUAUAAAUAACCUUGCUACGAUUGGCUUCGAAAAUUCUCUGGAAGAAAUUAAUGGCAAGACAUCUAAGAAAUCCUUAGCCGCAUUAAUUGGAUUCUUGAACAGGCAGCUGGAGAUUGGUGCCCCCGAUGAGUUACUAGUUCUAAACUGUGAAACUGAAAUUCAUCUUCUAAUUUUGGAUACCCUACAUGAUCUUGUCGAUAAGUACGACACUUUCUAUCAGAAUUCUUGGAAUAUUGUUUUUCAGAUUUUGAAUACGCCUUUUAGAGUAAAGUCGAAAGAUACGAAGGACAAUAACUUGAGUGAAAAAGUACGGUCACUUAUAGAAUCCUCAUUUGAUACCUUGAAGUUAAUUUUAGAUGAAUUUUUGGCUUCUAUUCCUGCUAACCAAUUAAAACUAUUGAUUGACACGCUUUUUAAUUUUUGCAAACAAACGUAUGACUUGAAUAUAUCAUUUAGCUCGAUUAGCUAUUUCUGGCUUUUUAGUGACUCCUUAAAGUUGAGGAUAAAUAAUACUGAAGAGAUUGCUGGAGAAUUGGCGACACUAAGAUCAGAAAAAGAUUUGACUCAAUUCAUAGAGAAAAAAGUUACGAAUGAAUCGAGAGCAUUUUACUUGGCGCUUGACACUUACUUGUUAUCUACUCUACUUAAGUUGUCUGAUGAUAAUAGAGCGCAAGUAAGAGAUGGCUCAAUUCAAACAUUUUUUCAAAUAAUUGAUGUCCAUGGAAAUAUUUUAACGCCACUUUGGGAUUUAAUUUACGAAGCUGUCUUACCCAGCUUAUUAAAUCUCAAUCUAGAGAUCAAUAGUCCUUCAUUUAUAAAAAAAGAAUGGAUUGAGAGCUUGAGUCUCAUUCUUUCGGGUCUUAUUUCAAUCUAUAGUAAGUUCAUGAUGGAUCUCACUGAUGAAACAUGUGAAAAAUGGGAUGGUCUCUUGAAAUAUUUUUCUAAAUUAUUAGAUUUGAAGUGGGUUGAUCUUAACUUAAAAAUAUUUAGAAGUUUUAAUGACUUGCUAAAGGCAUUCCAGCUUGAUCAUUCGAAUGAUUAUAGCGGGAAUAAAAGGAUCCAAGAGUUAUUAUUUAGGUUUUGGAAUACAGUUCCUGUGGAAUAUGACUUUACAAAUUCGUUAUAUCAGGAAUCAAUUACAGCAUUAAUACAAUGCUUCCCACCCUUGUACCUUAUAAUCAAGCGAAACAUAACCCAGAAGGAUAUUAAUAAGAUCAUUAGUAUUUUGAACAGAUGUGCAAGAUAUCCAGUGUUGCCAGGUAAUCAACUUGACAAUACUAAGCCUUCUAAGUUGCAGGCUGCUGUUUUGAAGGAUUUAAAGGUUAUAGAUGAUAAAGAUCCCCAAAUUCAAUCGCAAGUGGUACAACUUUUAAACAGUAUUGCUACAUAUCCAUUCGGUGUAAGAGAAAGAAUUGAACAGAAAUUAACUACAGUUUUACAAGAUAAGGUAAGAGUACCGAGCUUCAUCGCAGUCAGUCAUUUAUCUGUUAAGCUUCUCAGGUCGAAGCUAGCACUGAUAACCGAUUUCAAAGUGAUGAUUGAGGACAAGGCGAUCAAUAAAAUUUUAAAAUCACUUUUGGAAAUUAUUAAGUUGAAAGCAAUUGGAAUAGAGAAAGAGCCGAAACCCUUGUGGGUGGAAGCGACGGACGUACUUCGAUACUCAGUUUCUAAGCUCAUUGAUGAAAAUGUUUCAGAAAUUGACAGUGAUGAAUUGUGGACUCUAAUUUUGAGGGGUGUUACUAUUUGUUUUGAGUCUAAUAGUCCGACUUACGAAGCCAUCAACUUGGAGCAAUAUUCUGAGCUAAGUAGUGUUGUUCUACCAGCAAUUCUAGACGAUUCCCAGAAUAGAAAACGCUACAUCGAGGAGUUCAUCACGUCUCUAUAUUCGAAUUCGACCCUUUAUGAAUACGAUGUCUUAGAGCUGUCUCUACUUGAACAAAAUACGUCUCCAGAGAAUAUCACCCACGCAUUCACGUCUUACGACUUCAACUCGUUCUUUGGAUCUACACAGCCUCUCGUGACCUACUCGAACAAGAGCACAAGAAUCCUUUGUCUCAAAGAAUUAAUCAGAUAUUCCGUUCUGCCAUCAGACACAAUCCUCAAUACUUUCAGCCGAGCUUAUUUCAUUGCUAGAGCUUCAAUGGCACUUCGGAGGUAUAUUUGCGACCGUGCUCUCUUGUUUCGAUGCCCAGUCCCCAAAGUCCAACAUCAGGAGCUAUUGCUAAUCUUAGAUGGUCUAUUGAAGAUCCAAAACACAUCAACCGAAGAUAAGACCUUCAAGAAGUUACAGCCGCUCUUAACCAGGCUUAUUCCUUACGCCUCAAACUUUUCAAACCUCGAUCUACUUCUCGAACCCUUGAUAGAUGCCCUCUGUAGUGCAUAG
This is a messenger RNA of Priceomyces carsonii, 4767 nucleotides long. It is a transcript of the gene MON2, whose product is annotated as Mon2p. Bases 1 to 4767 code for a protein of 1588 amino acids. The record is from RefSeq and is a predicted model, not a curated record. The transcript has a single exon. NCBI's taxonomy places the organism in Eukaryota, Fungi, Ascomycota, Pichiomycetes, Serinales, Debaryomycetaceae.